CCUCGCCACGCCGCGCGCUCCGCCCGACAUUCGCGCCGUGACUUCCACAUAGAGUGGACCCGUGCACGCCUAUCUCUGUGCGCGCUCGCCGUUAACGUCUCCCGUGAGACGGCGUGCGUUGUGACUGUCCACAAUAAUCUCCGUAGUGUAAAAAUAAAGCCGUCGACAGACGGCAGCGUCCCAAGUUAUAUUUAAAUGAUAGCGCGGACGCAGGGCCGGGCUCGCCACGAACGCUCGACGACAUGAGACUGAGAAGUGUGGCCGUGUUGCAGUGCGAGUGUUCGGGCCCUAGGGCGUGCCCGGAUGGCUCCUCCAACGGCACGUGCACCACCCAGCCCGGCGGCUACUGCUUCGUGGCCGUCGAGGAGGUCCUCGACGAGGUCGGCAGCGUCGUCAGGGACAGGACCACUGGCUGUCUGCCGCCUGAGGAGGCUGGAUUUAUGCAAUGCAAAAGUUCACAAGUCCCACAUCAGCAUCCUAAAGCGAUCGCGUGCUGCAAUGACGGCGACUUCUGCAAUCGUCCGCUGUCGCCGCAGCUGCCGGAGCCGCCGCCGGACGUGACGGAGGCGCCGGGCGCGCGCCCGCACGUCCCCGGCAGCCCCACCAUCUUCCUCGCGGCCGCGCUCUGUAUCGCCCUCGUAGCGUUCGUCGCCGCCUUCGUCCUCCUCUUCCGCAGAAGACGACGCGGCUGCAAACGACCCCCCACCCCGCCUACGCACUCCCAUCACGCCGAAAUAUCCUCAGGCUCCGGAUCCGGACUACCCCUCCUGGUCCAGAGGACCGUCGCCAAACAGAUACAAAUGGUAGAAUCCAUUGGCAAAGGACGCUAUGGAGAAGUCUGGUUGGCUAAAUGGCGCGGAGAAAAGGUCGCCGUCAAAGUCUUCUUCACGACCGAAGAGGCCUCCUGGUUUCGCGAAACUGAAAUUUAUCAGACUGUUCUAAUGCGACACGAGAAUAUACUCGGCUUUAUUGCAGCGGAUAUCAAAGGAACGGGAUCAUGGACUCAGAUGCUGCUCAUCACGGAUUACCAUGAGAAUGGAUCGUUGCAUGACUACCUUCAAACCGUCGUCCUGGAUACGCACAGCAUGAUAACCAUGGCGUACUCGAUAGUAAGCGGGCUGGCUCAUCUGCACAUGGAUAUCUUCGGCACGAAAGGCAAACCGGCGAUCGCCCACCGCGAUAUCAAAAGCAAGAACAUUCUAGUGAAACGGAACGGGCAAUGCGCCAUUGCGGACUUCGGACUCGCGGUGCGCUUCGUAGCCGAGAGGAACGAAGUGGACAUCGCGCCGAACACUAGAGUCGGCACGCGGCGCUACAUGGCGCCCGAAGUGCUCGACGAGAAGCUCGACGUGACCAACUUCGAGGCGUUCAAAAUGGCCGACAUGUACUCUCUGGGCCUGGUGCUGUGGGAGAUGAGCAGGAGGUGCGCGACCGGCGACAAACGGCAGUACGUGGAGAGCUACGCGCUGCCGUACCAGGAGUUCGUGCCGUCGGACCCGUCGUUCGAGGACAUGCACGCGGUGGUGGUGUCGGCGGGCACGCGGCCUCCUGUGCCCGCGCGGUGGCUGAGCGCGGAGCCGCUGAGCGCGCUGGUGACGGUGAUGGCGGAGUGCUGGCACCACAACCCGCCCGUGCGGCUGACGGCGCUGCGCGUCAAGAAGACGCUCUCCAAGUACGUCACGGAGACCACGAUCAAGCUCGUGUGACGCUCUAUAUGUGUAUCGUUCCUGUAAAUAUGUGAUGCUAUGACGUUUUGUGACUUUGAGUUCGAGUUCCUCGAUAUAUUUAUUUGUACGCGACACCCUCCGUAGCGAUCCCGUCGAUUAGAAUUCUGAUUCUGCCCGACCACCGUAUGUUUAAAUCUCAGUAUUGUUAAGUUUAUUCGGACACCAGUGAAAAGAUAUUUUGUUUAGUUCGCUUCGGAUCACUUUAUGAAUUCUACGGUCCCGCCGGAAUCUCUCGGAAACUAUUAUGAGUUUAGUUCUUAAAUGUUUUAUUUUAUGAUUGUUACGUAUAAUAAAUACGAAGGGUUUUUGUAUAUUGAAAAAUUGUCGUCUUCCGUUUUGAUAAGCAAUCUACUUGACCGCGGCGAGGUAGCUUAGAAUAUACUCUGGUUAUGUUUCUAAAUGAAGAUGAAACUCUGAUUCGCGAUACAUUUUUGCUUCCUCAGUUACGACGAAAUUACUUAACGUACUGCUAAAAUUUAAUUUAUGUUCACGUCAUCUGCAUCUGGGUCUUUCCAUAAAUGUUCAUGGUACGUAGACAUUGGCCAAAAUACCCAGAUUGUGCGAAUAUGUAUCGGGAAUCUUUGUUGCAACCUAAGCGUUAGCAACGCACUGUAGUACUUGUUACAGAUAUUUGUACCAAGAUAAAUUGUGAUAUUUUGACAAUAAGAUACAUAAUGUACAAACGAUCGAUUCAAAAUUGUACUUUCUCACGUAGCAAUAGAGUUCAUUUCACAUUCAAACAAUGAGCCAUUGUAGUUCGUACUUAAAGUUGUUGAAAAGACUAAUGUAGUGCGAGUAUUAAUGUUACGGUAUGAAAAGCUGUGUCUUAUGGAGCCUUCGCCACGUUUAGUAUUAAUUAACAUGGUUUAGUUAUUAUAUUGCGUUGCCCUCGGUCUCACGUCAUUAUUAAAUUGAAUUGCCUUAUGAAUUACUCAAAAUUCCCACCAAAUAGUUGUUUCAAAUCAAAUUGUCAAUUUAGUAAAGUGCCCCCGAUCUUUUUAAAAUGUAAAUAAAGUGAAACCGAGCGGCCUCGUGGCAUUUAGUGCGCCGUUGCGCCCUGUACAGUGUUUUGUAAAUAUAGUUUAGUAACAUUGCAUAGGUAUCUAAUACAUGUUGAUAGAUAAGGUACGAAUAAAAUAUUAAUGGACGUAUAA
Messenger RNA from Plodia interpunctella (Indianmeal moth), 2881 nucleotides. It is a transcript of the gene tkv, whose product is annotated as thickveins. The transcript has 3 exons. Gene Ontology annotation, molecular function: ATP binding; SMAD binding; transforming growth factor beta receptor activity, type I. NCBI's taxonomy places the organism in Eukaryota, Metazoa, Arthropoda, Insecta, Lepidoptera, Pyralidae. The record is from RefSeq and is a predicted model, not a curated record. The coding region runs from base 243 to 1706 and encodes 487 amino acids. Gene Ontology annotation, biological process: protein phosphorylation; dorsal/ventral pattern formation; cellular response to growth factor stimulus. Gene Ontology annotation, cellular component: plasma membrane; signaling receptor complex.